Molecule: messenger RNA, 2760 nt
Organism: Danio aesculapii
Lineage: Eukaryota; Metazoa; Chordata; Actinopteri; Cypriniformes; Danionidae
Gene: dnajc27
Product: DnaJ (Hsp40) homolog, subfamily C, member 27
Exons: 8
Coding region: 290-1111 (273 amino acids)
Molecular function (GO): GTP binding; GTPase activity
Source: RefSeq, a predicted model, not a curated record
GCUGAUUUCAAUCGUGGUAGCCAAAUACUCGUUGCUAAGGGUAGUUAGCCCGUUAGCAAUAAGAUGUUAAAAUAAUUGAAAGAAAAUGUUUGCGUUUUUUUUCGCGACAAAUGACGCGUGAAAUAUAUUUAGGGUUUCUGGAAAAAUUGUACCUUGGUAUCCUGACAUCCUGACGCUCUGUCUCUGCGACCAGCUGCUCAGUGUUUACAGAGCCACUCAAACAAACAGCCAUACGUGAAGUCGGUGGAUAUUUCAUCUUCUUUGGACGUGGUUUGGGAAUAAGUGCAAUAUGGACACCAAUGUCCAGAAAAGGCGAGAAAACAAGAAGUCGUUACGUGUUAAGGUCAUUAGUCUGGGAAAUGCAGAGGUGGGAAAGAGCUGCAUCAUUAAACGUUACUGUGAGAAGAGAUUUGUGCCCAAGUAUCUAGCCACCAUUGGGAUAGAUUAUGGUGUAACAAAGGUUCAGGUACGAGACCGGGAGAUAAAAGUAAAUAUUUUUGACAUGGCUGGACAUCCAUUCUUUUAUGAGGUCCGCAAUGAGUUUUAUAAGGACUCUCAGGGAGUGAUUCUGGUCUAUGAUGUUGGCUUGAGAGAGAGUUUUGAUGCUCUGGACAGCUGGCUCACAGAGAUGAAGCAAGAAAUGGGCUCGCAGGCUAACAUGGAGAACAUCAUCUUUGUUGUGUGUGCAAACAAGGUCGAUCUGACGAAAAGGAGAGUGGUGGAUGAGAGUGAAGGGAGACUUUGGGCUGAGAGCAGAGGAUUUCAUUACUUUGAAACUUCUGCUCAGAGUGGGGAAGGCAUCAAUGAAAUGUUUCAGUCGUUUUUCUCCUCCAUAACUGACAUGUGUGAAAAUGGAGGGAAGAGACCUACUCCAGAGGUCAGCGUAGGUUUUACCAAAGAGCAGGCAGACACCAUCCGACGCAUCCGCAACAGCAAAGACAGCUGGGAUAUGCUUGGAGUCAAACCUGGGGCCACAAGGGAAGAAGUCAACAAGGCAUACAGAAAGUUGGCGGUACUGUUGCACCCAGACAAAUGUGUGGCCCCAGGCAGCGAGGAUGCUUUUAAAGCAGUGGUUAAUGCUCGUACGUCCCUCCUCAAGAAUAUCAAUUGAUCGGCUUCACAUUGCCAUUAGCUGGAGUUGGAGAAUUCCCUUCUCAGUGAAGAUCACUCUUAAAGCACACGGAGAAGCGUCUGGACUCCAACAAAGACGUAUGUCAGAUGUGCAGCUGUUACUGCGCUUGUUUAUACUGUAAUAUAUGUUUAUGUGUUGUUAUAGUAGGGAAACCUCAAUGAUGCUCUGAGGCGCAUAGCUGUCAGGAUCAUUUUAGAGCAUGAGAAUGUCUUUGGUGGGUCUUUCCUUUUCUCAGUCUGUCCUGUGACAGUUGACUGUUGUGCUGCGCUACUCCUAUAGACAUGCAGGUUAAAGACCACUUAUUUACCAGCUGAUUUGCGACCCAGAUUUACCAUUCUAAUGCUUUAGUUAAAUCCCGACGUACCUCAAAAGUUAGCCAUGACCUACAUGGGCCAUUCACUUAUUUUUUGUUUUUCUCCGCUCCACUUUAGCUCACUAUAAAGAGGAGGAAAAGCAUGAACAAAGUUUUUCAGUCACUUAAGUGCAAGUGCAAUAUAAAAGUAGCGUGUAUUUCUCAGAUGUACCAUUAGCUUUAUUCUACUACUCGCUAAGUUAUCGUUGGAUAUGAAUCGAUAAUAUAUAUAAAAAAUACAUAUAAAAAGGGCCCGUUUAAGAAAUGGUUUGUGUACCAUGCCAAUUCAACUACAAGUGAACUUAUGUCAUUUUUAAGUACAAAAUAUGUGGUCAAUAGACUAACAUUCAAACUUUUAGAGUCAGGUGAUAUGAUUGCAUUAUGUUGAUCAAAGGUAACAGUAAAGGUAUUCCAAUUGUGACAGUAUUUUUCAUCCUUUGAACAUGAGAAAUGCUUCUUUAGCAUUAACCCUUGUGCACUGUUCAAAUAUACCACCCUUUCGUUAUGUUCAGGAUAAAACAUCCACUGAAUUAAACUGCUGUAAAAAGCAUGAGAUAAAUUUUUUGCUUAAAUCUGUUAAUCAACCUCAGUCCUGAUCAAAACUACUAAAUUGUUUAGAAAAUUACAGAAUUUUAACUCUUUAAUUGCCAAGUUCACAAAUUGAUGUCACUGAUUUUGUGGGAAAAAAUAUGUAUUUUCAAUAUAAAAAGUAAUUGUGCUCUGCAUUUUUUUUUUACCUUUUAUCAGUUUUAGAUCUGUGAAUGAUUAAUAACAACAUUGGUUUUGAUGCAUUGUUACAUUUUCAUUUUUUUCUCCCUAAUUUACUGUUGGUGACUGUUUUUGCCCCAUUGACUUCCAUUAUAAUGGUGCCACCUGAUAAUCAACAGUAAGAAUUACAUAUUUUACCUCUUCCCAACAGGGAAAACCACCAACAAUCAAAAAUGCAUAAUUAUAUGCUGUCAUGGUUUUUUAAUAUAUAAAAUGUGGGUAUAAUGGAAGUCAGUGGGGCAAAAACAGCCACCAACAGUAAAUGAAUGAAAAUUCAUCAAAAUCAAUGUGUCAAAGGCAAUGUUUUUUCACAUGUCCAAGACUGUGAUUAAAGGUAAAAGAAAAAAAAAAACAGUCCACUUUAUUAAAAAUACAUAAUUUUGUGUGGGUCUUUUUCACCAAAUCAGUGACAUCAUUUUUGAACUUGGCAAUUAGAGAGUUAAAAUUCUGUCAUAGUAGUUUUGAUCAGGACUGAGGUUUAUUAACAGAUUUAUGCAAUAUAUAUAUA